UUCAGCAUCUCAUCAGGACCAGUCUGGAUCUACUCGUGGUAGUGCCUUCAUCACAACUGGGAAUUAUGACGGGUCUCGCUGUGGAGUUUACGUUUUUUCUCCUAGUGGAUUUGGUUCCGGAUCUCUCCGCGCAGCCCUUCCACGGAAUGCUCCCCGACGCGCUGUUCCGCGAGAUGCCUGGUCGCUCCGGCGGCCCCAGACGUGCCGUGCAGCGGCAGCAAGGGAGCAGACUUCCGCUGUACAUGAUACAGCUCUAUCGGACCAUGCGGACCGAGGAUCGGGCCAGAUCUCCGACAGCCAGCAGUCGCACCGGGAGGGAGGGCAUCCCCGGUCUCCACGACUCCGACUCGGUGAUCAGCCUUGUCGCAAAAAGCUGCCAGCAGACUGGUGAAUGGUGGUCAGUCACCUUUGACUUGUCCUUCAUAUCUCCAAGUGAUAACAUCCAGCUGGCUGAGUUCCGCAUCCGAUUGCCUGCCUACGGUGACUCGUCUUCCUCUGCUUCUGUAGACAUCUAUCACUCUAACUGGGAACAAUGCUCCAGCACAGGCUGCUCUGAGAACAGGCUGCUUCUGGGACACCUGAGAGAUCAUUCAAGCUCAGUGGUCUCACCCUCCUUAUGGAAAGUGUUCAACAUGACCAAAAUGCUCCGUCGCUGGCUUCACCGGGGACCUGCAAUGCAAAAGAUAGGGGAGGAUAUAGCCGAGGUCAAGGAAGAGAAUGAACAGCAGAGGAUCAAACACCCAACAGCUGACAGGGUAUUGAUGGUGGUCUUCUUCAAGCAGAGUCCACACAGCCAGUGGAUGCCAACGCUGAUUCGCACAGCAGAGCACUCCAAGUACGUCAGUCUGGACAGGGAGGGACCAGUGCCCACCUCCAGAAUAAAGAGCCUUAGAGAAAAGAGACAAGAACAGACAUGGCAGAGACCGAGAGAUGCUGCAGGGGAGAAGGAGCAAGCUAAUCUAUGCAGGAAGGUGGACAUGUGGGUGGACUUUGAGAAGCUCAACUGGAGUAAGUGGAUCAUCUAUCCCAAGCGGUACAAUGCCUAUUGCUGUGAAGGGACAUGUCCUACGCCUGUAGAUGAGACCUUCGCCCCAACUAAUCAUGCAUACAUGCAGAGCCUGUUAAAGUGUCAACACAAAGACAAGGUACCGAACCUUUCCUGUGUGCCUACACGCCUGGCACCAUUUUCCAUGCUGUACUACGAGAACGGGAGGAUGGUAAUGAGGCACUACGGGAAUAUGGUUGUGGAGGAGUGUGGUUGCCACUGAGAAAAAACAAAAAGUACCGUAUUUUCCGCCUUGUAAUCCGGAGCGCCUUAUAUAUGGAUCAAUUGGUUAAUUGGUUGAUCCAUACUGGUUGUACACGGGGCUCU
Girardinichthys multiradiatus is the source of this 1372-nucleotide messenger RNA. Its product is annotated as nodal homolog 2-A-like. Gene Ontology annotation, molecular function: type I activin receptor binding; growth factor activity; cytokine activity. Gene Ontology annotation, cellular component: extracellular region. Lineage: Eukaryota; Metazoa; Chordata; Actinopteri; Cyprinodontiformes; Goodeidae. Gene Ontology annotation, biological process: SMAD protein signal transduction; BMP signaling pathway. The record is from RefSeq and is a predicted model, not a curated record. The transcript has 3 exons. The coding region runs from base 66 to 1268 and encodes 400 amino acids.